Acanthisitta chloris (rifleman) is the source of this 2157-nucleotide messenger RNA. It is a transcript of the gene GAS2L3, whose product is annotated as growth arrest-specific 2 like 3. Gene Ontology annotation, biological process: actin crosslink formation. Lineage: Eukaryota; Metazoa; Chordata; Aves; Passeriformes; Acanthisittidae. Gene Ontology annotation, cellular component: actin filament. Gene Ontology annotation, molecular function: actin filament binding; microtubule binding; cytoskeletal adaptor activity. The record is from RefSeq and is a predicted model, not a curated record. The transcript has 8 exons. The coding region runs from base 1 to 2157 and encodes 718 amino acids.
AUGCAGGUGACCAUGCAGAAUGCAGUUCAGGUGUGGUUUGGAGAUGACCUUCCCUUGAGUCCCAGAAGUCCUCUGACUCCCAGACAUGGGCCAGGUUUGGCAGAUGUGUGCCUGUAUGACCAAUGGAUAUCUGUGCGGCAUGAAGCAACUUUGGUGCCUAUGCGAGAAGAUCUGUCAAUUUGGCUGUCUGGCUUGCUGGGAAUAGAAGUUAAACCAGAACAACUGCUAGAAGAACUUGAUAAUGGGGUACUACUUUGCCAAUUGGUUGGUGUUCUUCAAAACACAAUUAAAAAACACUGUAGCUCAAAUAACUUAAGGAAUUUUCCUAUGAGAAAAGUUCCAUGUAAGAAGGAUGCUCCAUCAGGAUCUUUUUUUGCCAGAGAUAAUACAGCCAACUUUCUUAACUGGUGUAGGGCCAUUGGAGUUGAUGAGACUUAUCUCUUUGAAUCUGAAGGUUUAGUUUUGCACAAGGAUCCAAGACAAGUGUAUCUUUGUCUGUUGGAAAUUGGGCGCAUUGUAUCCAGGUAUGGAGUUGAACCUCCCGUACUUGUAAAACUAGAGGAAGAAAUUGAGCUAGAAGAAACACUGCUGAUGACCUCUGGGCCACCAUCACCUAUUAGCACACCAAAGUCAUGUUGUCACCAUGGGGAGCUACAUGAGGCUGUAAAACAUAUAGCAGAAGAUCCUCCCUGCAGUUGUUCCCAUCGAUUUUCAAUUGAGUACUUAUCAGAGGGACGUUAUAGACUGGGAGAUAAAAUACUCUUCAUACGAAUGCUACAUGGCAAGCAUGUGAUGGUACGUGUUGGUGGAGGCUGGGACACUCUUCAAGGUUUUCUGCUCAAGUAUGAUCCAUGCCGAGUGCUUCAGUUUGCAACCCUGGAACAAAAAAUCCUGGCGUUUCAGAAAGGGGUCACCAGUGACAGUGUGCCCAACUCCCCAGCUAGGAUUCAGGAGCCUCCUGUUAUGAAUCCAAUGUCAGCUGUCGAUAUGUUUCAAAAGCAGCCAUCAAAACCCCAUGCUCCUGUUUUAGCUCACGGGGCCAAUGCCAAGAAGGCUUUAUCUAAACAUCCUCAGUCCCCUGCCCUGGCAUCACCGAGAGUGCCAGUGCCCCCAACUUCUACAGCCAAGUCAUUGACAGUCAGGUCCAAAUUACAAGGAUCUUCAGUGACAGGUGUGCAGUCUCCUUUCAAACCAUUAGCUAGCACCUCAAAGAAACUGGGGUCUCCUGCAUGCAACUCACCAGCUUCUGCUCUUUUGCAGCCUGUAAGCAAAAGUUCAUCGUGUACAGGAGCAAGAACAGCACUUGUUCCCUCCGAAACAUUGCGCAAACGUAUUCGGUCCCCUGAUACUCCCAACGUGAAAUUUGCCUCACCUCGGGGCUCCCCAGCACCAGCACUUCAUCCUGCCCUUUCAUCCACUGAAAAACAGCUGUCUCACUUGUCUGGGACAACUGAAACAAUGGCUUCAAAACAGAAGCAUGUCCCUGCUAAAUACAAACCUGUAUCUGUCACUAAAACCAAAGUGAAUUCAGUUGCUCCGAAGGCUGCUCGGCUGCCUGUUACAAAUCUGCGUGCUGUUGCCAAAUUUGCACAUUCUCAGCAGCUCCUUGCAAAACCUCCUGAAAAUGCUAUUCAGAUCUCAGGAGGUGGGUCUCGGCAUCCUCAGAAAGCUCCACAAACAGGUUCUGACUUGGUAACAAAUUUGAAAAGUGCUUCAGUCCUAAAGCUCUCUGCUUCUGCACCUUCCCUUGCAGUUAGCAAAGAAUCAAAGUCACCACUUUCACUGAUACCUGCAAGCAAAAACAAACAAAGCAAAAAAUCAGCUGUCAGUAAAGAGCCACAUGUCAGUAAACCCCCUCAGGUUGGACCCUCCUUAUCCAAACCCCCUGAACGCACACCCUUGUCUGUUGUACGACUUCCUCAAACUUCAACCAAAGUGGCCGUGACCAAAAAGUCAUCACAGCCUUCUACAAAAGGUCAGCCUUCAACCAAAAACUUGCAAACAAACAAAAGCUUGGCCCCAGCAGCCAAGAAACCUCUCCCUAUGGGGCAGGCAUGUAACAAAGGAACACCUGGUGUGUUAAAAGAUCCUCUUAUGAAGAGUAGGCAAGAUGACCACUAUUUUGUUAUGACAGGGAGUAAAAAACCCAGAAAGUAA